AUGAAGUUCUCCGUCCUCUCUAUCCUGACCCUCGGUCUCACCGCUGGUGCCCUCGCCGCCCCUGCUAACGUUGAGCGCGAUCUUCCUACCAUUAAGGGUGUCCUGUCUGGCAUAGGCCCCAAAGUCGAUGCCCUUGACUCGGCGAUCCAGGCAUACACGGGCGGUGACGUGGCUAAGGUUCAACAAGCCUCUGACAACCUUGUGAAUGCCAUUAAUGCCGGCACUACCCAGGUCAGCAGCACCUCUGCCCUCAGCGGCGGUGAUGCUCUCGGUCUUCCCGGCCCCGUCAACGACCUCAAGCAGAAAAUCACUACCGCCGUUACCCACCUAUCCGGCAAGAAGUCCCAGAUUGUUCAGGCCGGCAAGGGCGGUCAGACCUAUAACGACUUGAUCCAGCAGAAGAAUGCCGCGAAAAAGCUCUCGGAUACGAUCGUUUCCAAGGUUCCUGAUAACUUGCAGAGCGUUGCCGCUGGAAUCGCCGGCGGUAUUUCUGACGCGAUCGAGAAGGGUGUCAAAGACUUCCAGGACCAGGCUGCAAAGGGUGGCAAGCGCGAUAUCGCGAGCCCCCAUGCUGUCGCUGCCAUUGCCGUCUAA
Messenger RNA from Aspergillus bombycis, 594 nucleotides. RefSeq names its product cell wall mannoprotein 1 family protein. The transcript has a single exon. Lineage: Eukaryota; Fungi; Ascomycota; Eurotiomycetes; Eurotiales; Aspergillaceae. Bases 1 to 594 code for a protein of 197 amino acids. Gene Ontology annotation, cellular component: extracellular region. The record is from RefSeq and is a predicted model, not a curated record.